Molecule: messenger RNA, 1015 nt
Organism: Zonotrichia leucophrys gambelii
Lineage: Eukaryota; Metazoa; Chordata; Aves; Passeriformes; Passerellidae
Product: chromosome alignment-maintaining phosphoprotein 1-like
Exons: 3
Coding region: 86-1015 (309 amino acids)
Source: RefSeq, a predicted model, not a curated record
UCUUGUGUCCCCGCAGGCUGCCUUCUGGUACGGAAGAAGCAGAAGACCUAGAAGAUCUGACUGCUUGAAUAUUUUUACUGCUUGAAUGUCAUGUUUUGAGGCCGAUGCACUCACCUGCCAGGUCCUGGUAGUGUUUGUUCGCCAACUCCCUGGCUGGCCCGUGCCGUGCCCUCCCACCCGGGUCCCGGCUCUCGUUGCCCCGGGCCCUCCGUGGAGCCGCAGCUCCGGACCCGCCGCCGGGGGCGCAGCCGCGGCGGGACAGCAGAUGGCGCCCGCGCACCGCCCGUCGCGGGGCUCCGCGGCCUCCCCGUCCUGGGAACCGCACAGCCCAUACCGGCGCUGGAAUCCCCGCUGCUCCCUGUCCUGGGAACCGCACAGCCUGUACCGGCCCUGGAAUCCCCGCUGCCCCCCGUCCUGGAAACCCCACAGCCCGUACCGGCCCUGGAAUCCCCACUUCCCCCUGUCCUGGGAACCGCACAGCCCAUACCGGCGCUGGAAUCCCCGCUGCCCCCUGUCCUGGGAACCGCACAGCCCGUACCGGCCCUGGAAUCCCCGCUGCUCCACAGCCUCCGCCCCGGGCGCGGGAGGCGCCGCUUGCACGGGCGGCUCAGGGGGAUGUUCAGACAUUCCGCCUGUGGAACCCUCCAGGGGUGGCUCUCGGCGCAGGGGCCAUGGAGGGGACGCUGGCUCCCUCAGCCCAGUGCCCCCAGCACAUGCCACCCAGAGCCCUGUGGCUGAUCACUGCCACCCAAAGAUUGUGACCCAUCUCGGCACAUCGUGGCAGCCCAGCUGCUGGAAGAGAGUGAAUGGGGAUGCAAGAGACCCAGGGCUGUCCUUUCACCUGGGGCACCCCCACAGCAGCGAAGCAGGCCUUCCUCAGAGCUCCCGCUGCCUCUGGACCUCCUGGACAUUUGCCCUCAGUGCCAACAUCCCUCACAAGCAUGACAUGGGCCCUCAUGUGGUCAGCGAGGAGCAGGAUCUGGGAACCCAAAAUGCAAAUGUUCCCAUUGACUGA